AUGAUGCUGGCCCCAACCCAACUUGCCUCAUUCCUCUGAUUUACUGUAAAUUUCUACUGUUGUCAUCAACUUUACAAGAAAUCCAUUUAGUUGCUCUGGACGAAGCAUUGAUUGACUUGAUGCAGAAAGUGUUGCGAGAAUCUCACCAGCUUUCUGUCAGCCAAGAAUCAGUACCUGGUGAUCAGGGUCCUAGAAACCGUUCUCCUCCAGAUAAUGAAAAUUUAACUGCAGACACAAGGCAGGAUACUUCAACACAAGAUAAGCCUCCUGGGUCUGUGGAGAAUGGCACAACUCAAGAAUCUGCAGAAAACAGUGCCAGUGAGGAGGGUGGUGGUGUUGACGAAAGUUAUGUAAACAAUAUAAUGGGGAUAGAAGAUGUUAAAAUUCAACCUUCCACUGACGAUCCCAGGGAUGAAGUUGAUGAGACAGAGUUAGGGGCUGUGGGGGGGCUGUCUCCUGCUACACCAGAAUUCACUCAGUACUGUUAUUCCUCCAACUCUGAUGAUGGUUACGAAGAUGAUGAUAAAAUUACAAAAACAAUGUUUAAAAGAGGAGAUUCAACUAUAAGCACUGCGAGCCAAGAAGACAAUCUAGAUUUUGUAAACAUUCUGAACUCUGCCAGUGUUAAAAAGGGGAUGAAACAUUUAGCGCCGAUUGUUGACCCUGUUUCUCCUGCUUCGCCUGCAAAAACCUUUGUGUGCUCCAUCUGUAUGGAGGAGAAAGGACCAUUGUUGCUCAAAACACUUGACAAGUGUAGGCACAUGUUUUGUAAAGAGUGCAUUACAAAACAUCUACAGAUACAAGGAACAUGUCCGAUAUGCAAGCACCGCUACUCUGAUCCUCAAGGCAAUCAGCCGGAUGGUGUGAUGUCAUACUUCAUUGCUGAAGACACAAACUUGGCUGGCUACGAAAGUGUUGGAACCAUUGUUAUAGAGUAUGACAUUCCUGAUGGUAUACAAUCA
Molecule: messenger RNA, 962 nt
Organism: Mizuhopecten yessoensis (Yesso scallop)
Lineage: Eukaryota; Metazoa; Mollusca; Bivalvia; Pectinida; Pectinidae
Product: probable E3 ubiquitin-protein ligase RHC2A
Exons: 1
Biological process (GO): Notch signaling pathway; protein ubiquitination
Source: RefSeq, a predicted model, not a curated record